AGAGAGGAAAUUAGAGUGAUUGUCUGGGCUGGGCAACAUGUCGACAACAAACAACGUGGUGGUUCUAGACAACGGCGGCGGCCUCAUAAAAGCGGGGCUGGGUGGCGAACGCGACCCCUCCGCCAUUCUCCCAAACUGCCUCUACCGUCCCCCAGCCUCCAAAAAAUGGGUCCACCCAAACCCCCUGAACUCUGGCAACCAAGACCUGACCUCCGCUGCCGUGCGCCGCCCCAUGGACCGAGGGUACCUCAUAAACCCAGACCUUCAGCGCGAAAUCUGGUCCCACCUAUUCUCUUCCAUACUGCACAUAAACCCUUCCAACUCCUCUCUCCUCCUCACCGAACCCGUCUUCACUCUUCCCUCCAUCCAACGCUCCCUCGACGAACUCGUCUUCGAAGACUUCAACUUCCGCUCCCUCUACGUCGCCCACUCCCCCUCCCUCGUUCACCUCUACCAGACCACCCAGAGGCCCAAUGAGCUUCUCUCCAAGGCCCAAUGCAGCCUCGUCGUCGACUCCGGCUUCUCCUUCACUCACGCCUCCCCCGUCUUCCAAAACUUCACCCUUAAUUACGCCGUCAAGCGAAUCGAUUUGGGCGGCAAAGCCCUCACCAAUUACCUCAAGGAACUCGUCUCCUUCCGCUCCGUUAACGUCAUGGAGGAGACCUUCAUCAUCGACGACGUCAAAGAGAAGCUCUGCUUCGUUUCCCUCGACCUGCAACGCGACCUCAACAUUGCAAGGAAGAGUGGAAAAGAGAAUCUCUUGAGGUGCACCUAUGUGCUUCCGGAUGGUGUUACCUACACGAAAGGGUUUGUUAAGUAUCCGGAUCAGGCGCGGCAAUAUCUUAAACUGGCGGAGGGUGGUGUUCCUUCUUCUCCCCCGGUGGAUACCGACGGGGAUACGAAAAUGGCGGCAUUUGCUGAGCAGCCGGAGGACAGGAACAGAGUAGAUUUGAUGAAAAAUGAAUUUGACUUGACAAACGAACGGUUUCUUGUCCCAGAGAUGAUAUUCCGUCCUGCUGAUUUGGGAAUGAACCAGGCUGGGCUAGCAGAAUGCAUUGUGCGAGCUGUUGAUUCUUGCCAUCCACAUCUCCACCCUGUACUCUAUGAAAGCAUCAUUUUAACUGGUGGAAGCACCUUAUUUCCUCAGUUUGCUGAGAGACUAGAGAAGGAGCUUCGGCCUCUAGUUCCUGAUGACUUUCAUGUGAAGAUAACUACUCAAGAAGAUCCCAUACUCGGUGUUUGGCGUGGAGGGUCACUGUUGGCAUCGAGUCCAGAUUUUGAAGCAAUGUGUGUGACCAAGUCUGAGUAUGAGGAGCUUGGUUCUGCUAGAUGUCGCAAGAGAUUCUUUCAUUAACUAUACAUGCUGUCAGCAUGGCUACCCUGAUAUACUUCCUCACAAUGGCACGAGAGAGAAGAUAGUGGAGCCGGUGCAAGAAGUGUGCAAAUAUGGAGAAGAUUGAUUGAUCCCACUGUACAUUAUUGCAUGGUUGAGCCAAUUUUCUGGCCUCAUCUUUCCAACGGAUUCUUAGUUGGAACCAAGGUGUUGAUUUUGGAUUAUCAUUGUCUCUGGGAAGUGUUUAUUUGAGAGGCUAUGCA
Messenger RNA from Abrus precatorius (Indian licorice), 1596 nucleotides. Its product is annotated as actin-related protein 6. The transcript has 8 exons. NCBI's taxonomy places the organism in Eukaryota, Viridiplantae, Streptophyta, Magnoliopsida, Fabales, Fabaceae. Bases 38 to 1354 code for a protein of 438 amino acids. Gene Ontology annotation, molecular function: nucleosome binding. The record is from RefSeq and is a predicted model, not a curated record. Gene Ontology annotation, cellular component: Swr1 complex.